This is a messenger RNA of Thalassophryne amazonica, 1862 nucleotides long. RefSeq lists its product as uncharacterized. NCBI's taxonomy places the organism in Eukaryota, Metazoa, Chordata, Actinopteri, Batrachoidiformes, Batrachoididae. The transcript has 7 exons. The record is from RefSeq and is a predicted model, not a curated record. Bases 197 to 1690 code for a protein of 497 amino acids.
UAAACACGAAGAAGAAGAAGAAGACGACGACGACGGAAGUUGUGCUCUUGUGUGCAUAAUUUAACUUUUAAAACAGGUUUUAAAGUGUCAUUGUGUUGACGUACAUGUGCUGAGGUUUUAGUAACUGUUCAAACAUUUGCUUUUUUGGUUUUCUAAUCGUGAUUUAAAGAAGAAACAAAAAUAUCGUGCUUUGGUGAUGUUCGUUUGUUUCUUCCUGACUGCGGCUCUGAGUUCAGUCUUAGGGAAAUCAUCGUUGGAUGGUUCAUCACAGAAGAUUUGGGCCUUUGUUGGUGAGGAUGUCAUGUUACCAUGCCUCUUCAAUGGAACCCUUGCAAAUAAUAUUGCAACAGUGGAGUGGUCCAAGAAAGGCCUUAAUCCAAACAUUGUCUUCCUUUACCGCGAUGGCUGUGAGACUUAUGACAUGAAGCAUCCAGGUUUUCACUACAGAACAAGUAUCACCUUGACUAAACUUAAUGAAGGGAAUGUCUCCUUGAUGAUCUUGAACCUGAAGCUAUCUGAUUCUGGGAUAUACACUUGCAUGAAGCACUGGGAUGGUGACAUCCGAAUUCAGGACACAGUGGAACUUCUUGUAGAUUCUAAGCCAAAGCUAUCAGUCAUUCCGGCUGAGACUGGAGCUAUGACUGUGGUGUGUGAGGCCCUCUACUGGCUGUCUGAGCCUGAGAUCCAGAUUCUAAACGAUAUGGGGAACAACGUCUGUGAUAAGGUCCAACAAACUGCUCGAGAUUCCAGUGGGCAUUUCAAUAGGAGCUGCAGCGUGACUGUGAUGUCUAACACCAACAGUGAAAUGAAAUGUGUUGUUCGCCAGCCAGAUACCAACCAGACCAGGACCACAAAGACCUACGUACCAGCAUUCAUACAUGAAAACAGCAAAAUGAAAGAGCUGAAACCUGAAAAUCAAUGUGUGGGGUUGAUAUUUGCUGUGGCAGUAGAAAGUUUUUUAUUGGUGAUUGGCUCAAUCGUAUUUGUCUGGAAACACUGCUCCAAGUGUGGUGCACAAAAAGUGCCGUUACCCACGCAGCAAUCACUUGGUAAAAGCUGCAAUCCGAAGGAAAAUCAGUUGCUCCUUCCAUGUGUGGAUGAGGACAACAAUAAAAACGCUACAAUUGAAGAGCAGAGACAGGAAAUUGCAAAACUCAAGGUGGACCUUUGUGAGAGAGAUCAGACCAUCAGCCGGCUGACUCAGGAACGGGACGCUUUAAAAGCCAAACAGAGCCCCACCUGCCAACUUGACCAGCCAAUGAUUCCUCUUCAUAGAUCAUCAUCAACAAUCAAACCCAACCAGGGCAGAGUGUCCAGGAACACACGCAACCUCAAGUCCCCGUCCCAUAACACUCAACCACCCCGGAGUGACCUACCUCACGGCGACCACCCAAAUGUCUCAGUACAAAGCUCUGAGUUAGCACAUGAAUGCAACCACCAGCACCAAAUACGUAGACGUAUGAGCACUUGGCCCGCCUUUCCUGCAUUAAGCGCCGACCCGCUGUCCAAUCCGUCAGGCUACGCUUCUGGUAAAAAGCCAGCCCAGAUUCCCCGUUCAAUAUCCGUCCAUUCCUCACAGUCUGGUCCAACCACUAGGAUUCUGCGGCAUUCACCCAUCACCCCAACGUCACCACUGCACAAUAACCCCUAUAGUCCGCUGGCAGAAUCAAACGAAGAAUACCUCUCAUAAGUGCCGCUUUUUUCUUUUUAAUACCUUUUGUUGCCUUGUUUGCACCUCCACCAAAUUAUUUGUUUCACCCUGUUUGUUCUUGUACUGUGUGUGUGUGUGUGUGUGUGUGUGUGUGUGUAAGAACAUAUCAAGUCAAACCUUGGUAUCUAAACACUAAAGAAAGACAAGUUGA